AAAAGCUUAAAGCUGGUCACAAUUUUUCAAGCAAAUGUCAGUGAAAUAUGGAAGAUUCAGCUUCUUUACCGAGGUGCGUAACCUUGAUGAACGGAUUUGUCCUCCUCAUGUGUUUGGACCGUGUGUGUGUGUUUCCUCUCUCCUCCUGUCAGCUGCAGGGAGUCUGGAUGCCUGGAUGGGAGCUUGAACAAACCAGUGAGAGACAUAAAGAGGAACUGAGGGAGAGAGCGAAAGAGAGAGAGAGCAUGCACACACACACACACACACACACACACACACACACACACAGCUUCAGGAGCACAUUCUUACACGCCACAAAGCAGUUGCUUGGACGACCGAAGACAGAACGAAAGACGGGAAUCACAACACAGAGGAGAGGAAAAGGAAGAAGAACGAGAGUGGGUGGGGGGAAAAAAAGAUCUCCGGGUUCUGGGUGUUAAAAAGUGUUUGUUUCGAGACAGGAUUGUGUGAAGAUCAUCUUCUUAAAGAUUAAAAUAUUCCUUUCUUUUAGAGAGAUCUUGUGGGGGAAAUUACUACAAAGCAAGCAACUCCUCCAGCAGGAUUCAAAGGCCAGAGGCUGUGCUCCAGCAGCCUAGUGAAAGACAGAAUUAACGACUGUGACCUUGUCCUCGAGAGCAGCCAUUUACCAAUAACCUGGCACUCUCUGGAGACUGCUGCAUAAUUCAGACCGGUUUCAUCGCAGUUUCACUGUAUGUGGAGAUAACAAACGGGUACACCAGGCCAGCAGUGAUAUAACUGCCUGUUUGUCUCGUAAUACCAUGGAUUCAGAGGAUGAACCCUUGUUGCUCCAGGCUAUGUGGGACUUUAGUGAGUAUGAGGAACAAGAUGAUGAUGAAGAGAAGGAAGCCUGCAAUGAAGGUGUUGAAGUGAUCAGCGGAGAGCCGGUCUGUAGAGGAUUGUGGUGGGUGGUAGGAUGGAUUUACACUCGACCCUGGGCCAGUGGAGUGGUUCUUGUUGUAGGCUUCCUGCUUCCCUUAACUCUUUCUACCUACAUGUUUGUCUACUGCGAGCCCCUGGACAUUGAUCUCUCCUACAGUGCCUUUGAAGUAAGGAGCCAUUCAUCUGCAGAGCGCUUCGAUGCACUCACUGUUGCACUGAAAAGCCAGUUAGGGUCUUGGGAUAGACACCGGCGUGAUGCAGAGGGGUUUGAUUUUGAAUCGAAUGCCCUUAGGGAUUUGCUGUUGCUGAAAUUAAACAGACAAGAGAAACAGCCAGUGGUCACCAAUCAGACACGAUUAUCUGAGGUUAGACAGGGUAAAUUUGAGGUAGCACAAAAGCAAGAAGACAGAAUUAACACUAAAACAGAGCAAAUGAUGAAAAUGUUGGAUGAUGAGAAACAAGAGGGGAAAAUGAGACAAGCCAGAAAUGGGACACAAUCGAACAGAACACAAGUGAAUGAGGAAUCAAGCUCAGCUCUUGUCAGAAAGGCAAGAUUCGCAGGUUACUCCUACCUUCAGACCCAGGCUCUCUGGAGGAUGGAGCUGGUGUUUGUGGCUCAGGGUGACAAGGAUAACAACAUCUUCACCCCGGAGCGUCUUCAGACCAUCCACCACGUGGAACGACUCCUCAUGCAACAUCCACAAUUCCAGCAGUUUUGUUGGAAGCCUCUGGAAGUGUUGAGGGACCUUCCUCUAGGGCCUUCAUACUGCUCACCCCCUAGCUCCCUCCUCUCCUACCUCUUCCCCAGCGAGCGAGGAGGGAAGAUCUACUUUGACGGUAUGGGCCCAGACUUGGCAGAUAUACAAGGUGCUUUGAGUCUGGCGAUCACCCACCCCCAGUUUUAUUGGUAUGUGGAUGAGACACUCACUCCAGACAGCCUUCAUUCCUCCCUCCUCCGCAGUGAGAUCCAUUUUGGAGCACCACUGCCAUCCUUCUACUCUCUACAAGACCGGCCCAUGGAGCAGAGACGAAGAUUCAGGGACUUUGUAGUCCAGUAUGCUGAGAUUCUGGCUCAGCAGUCCACCAGCAAGGUGAAAGUGCUGUAUGGGGGUACAGAGCUUUUUGAUGAUGAGGUCAGAAGGACGUUCCACAGCGACAUGUUGCUGGCAUUAUUCAGUGGCGCCUGUAUAGCAGUGCUGGUCUAUAUCCUCACUUCUUUCUCAUUGUUUCUGACAUUCUUUGGCUUGGCUAGUAUCGGCCUCAGCUGCCUGGUGGCGCUGUUCCUCUAUCAUGUGGUGUUCGGGGUAAAGUACCUGGGCAUUCUCAAUGGUGUGGCAGCCUUCAUAAUCAUUGGUAUUGGUGUGGAUGAUGUGUUUGUGUUUAUCAGUACGUUCAGGCAGGCAGUUCAUGUUGUAGGAGCUGAGCAGCGUAUGAUCCACACGGUGAAGACGGCAAGUCGUGCCACCUUCCUCACCUCCUUCACCACGGCAGCCGCAUAUGCAGCCAAUGCCUUCUCCCAGAUCCCAGCGGUGCAUGACUUUAGUCUGUUCAUGUCUCUCAUCGUGAGUUGCUGCUGGCUCUGGGUGUCCAUUCUAAUGCCCGCUGCCCUCUGCAUUUGGAAUCAGUGUGCUGCUGCCUGCGCUAACGCCUGUCCAAAAUGGUGGAGCACUCUGAAUACUCUCUCAGUCAAUCUCAGCCCUCUUUCUGAUGAGGAUGAUGAUGUGGCUCUUUUGACUGUAGAGACAGAAGCAGAUCUCAAUGAUUCCGAGUUAGAUGCGGCUCUGCUGCCGCUCCCAGAUGGAUCCACGGAAGGGAACAUUGGGUUGGUCAGUGCCAAGCUCCAGAGGGCCCUGCGAUCCUGGGUGGCUGAGCCUACAGUGAAGAGACGUAAGGCAAUUAUAGCUCUAUAUGUUGUGCUACUGCUUGCUUCAGCAUGUUGCUGUAGCCUCCUUAAACCAGCCAGUCAUGCUCCUGCACUCUUCCACCACAACACCAACUUACAGCAACUGCUGGAUCUCCGUAGCAACCUGAGUGCCCAGGGGAUCUCGUGUCACAUGUGUUCAGGAGUGUUUAUGGAAACGCCACACAGCUUGCACAGCAGCGUCCACGCCAUGAGCUCGACAUCAAGGAAAAACUCCCCAUCAAGCCAAGCUGAAGGGAGUCCGAGACAGCAAAACACCCUCAACGCCACACACACGACAACAGAUGGCGUUUUGACAGUUUUUGUGUCUAAACUGGAGGUAGAUGCACCUGUUACCCUCUACCGCUACUCCCUUAGUGCCAGCAUGCCCGCUCCCUGGAGAGCACUGAGCCCCAGGCAUGGAGACGUGCCAUCAUUUCAGGCUUAUAACAGUCGCCAUGGCAACUUUAGUGCACGGCUUACGGUGUGUGUGUCGCAUGCCUACCAUCCACGGCCACGAUGGAUGUUGACCUUGGGGUCUUGUGACCCUCGGCACGGCUGGAGGCCGGACUUUAGCUUCUUUGUGGCAUCUAGUGAGCAGAAAAACAGCAGGAAGUUGUAUUUUGCCCAGAACACCCUAAGCCCAUACCCUAGCCGUGUGUGUGAUGGACCGCCAGGCUGUAUGGUCAGUUCUGGGCAUGACGGACCCACUCAGGGCAGUUUCUACACCCCUGUGCCUGCAGCCCCUAGAGAGGUGAAGAGUUCAAAGACAUCUGGCUUUAACCCAUGUAGUGGAGGCGGAUGUGGCAAGCCAGCAGUACGCCCCCUGGUGGACACCGGAGCCAUGGUGUUCGUUGUGUUCGGGAUACUCGGGGUUAAUCGCACUCAACGUUCAGACAACCAUGUCAUUGGAGACCUGGGCAGUGUGAUCUACGAUCCUGACUUUGAUCUCUUCAAUGAAAUUGGUCACUUGUGCCGACUCUGCAAAGCCAUCGGUGCCAAUACACAGCUUGUCAAGCCUGGCGGGGCACAGUGCUUGCCUUCAGGCAACAGUCUCACAUCUAUUCUUCCUCUCCUCCACCCUGAGUGUCAGUCUCUUCCCGAGCCCAACCUCCUGCCUGGCCAACUAUCCCAUGGUGCAGUGGGUAUGCAGGGGGGGCGAGUACACUGGAUCUCCAUGGCUUUUGAAUCAACCACCUACAAAGGGAAGUCCUCGUUUCAGGCCUACUCAGAUUUCCUGCAAUGGGAGAGCUUCCUGCAGGAGCAGUUGUCAUCUCUCCCACAAAGUUCAGCUCUGCGACGGGGCUUCCAGACCUGCCAGCACUGGAAGCAGAUAUUCAUGGAGAUCAUAGGUGUGGAGAGCGCGCUAUACAGUCUGCUUCUGUCCUUGGCCAUCUGUAUAGCAUCUGUCGCCGUGUUUACUGUCCAUCCUCUACUGUUGCUGCCUAUCCUGCUUAGCAUUCUGGGUGUGGUGUGUAUGGUGGUGGCAGUGAUGUACUGGUUGGGUUGGGAGAUGGGUGCGGUGGAGGCAAUCUCUCUCUCCAUCUUAGUUGGCUCGUCAGUGGAUUACUGUCUGCACCUGGUUGAGGGCUUCCUGCUCGCUGGAGACACAGAAAACAUGGGGACUGUCAGUCACAGCACGGACCCAUCGACCGAGCGUCAGCGGCGAACACUGGAAGCUGUCAAUCAUGUUGGAGUUGCCAUAGUAUCCAGCGCAAUCACGACUGUGAUAUCCACUGUGCCAUUGUUUUUCUGCACGAUUAUGCCUUUUUCAAAGUUUGGCCAGAUUGUGGCUAUUAACACUGCCAUCUCAAUAUUAUUCACCCUCGUCGUGACCACAGCCCUACUAGCCACAAUGGGGCCUUCACACUUCACUCGGCCACCCCGAGCGGUUCUCAAAGCCAGCCUGGUGGUUCUUGGGGUGGGGCUCUCAGGGUGUCUGUUCUGGUGGACUGGAUCACAGCUGAUGCCCACUAGCUGGAGCUCACUUAUUACUUAGACCAGAUGUCUGCUGAUCUGAAAAAGACUGAAGAGUCCAAAUGAAUUAAAACAGAAUUGUUGUGUAGUGACACAGCAACUGAAUGUACUUGGUGUGUAAAUUAUUAGGAUGUACAUGAUACUGUAUACAUGAUACUGUACUACUAUGUUACAAUUAAAAGGGCGGUCCUCGUGGGACAUCUUAAAGGAAAGCUC
Messenger RNA from Ictalurus furcatus (blue catfish), 4993 nucleotides. It is a transcript of the gene disp3, whose product is annotated as dispatched RND transporter family member 3. Gene Ontology annotation, cellular component: membrane. The transcript is spliced from 21 exons. The coding region runs from base 780 to 4799 and encodes 1339 amino acids. The record is from RefSeq and is a predicted model, not a curated record. Lineage: Eukaryota; Metazoa; Chordata; Actinopteri; Siluriformes; Ictaluridae.